CACAAAUAAUUUCUUCCUUCAGGCGUCCCUUUCCAAAAAAUCUGUACUCCACUACUCACUAUUAAGUUGCGUACGUGCAGGCAAGAAGUGGAAGCACAGCGUAACUGCCUUUACGAUUUGUGCACUAUUUAACGCAGGAAAUGUCCAUGACGUUCGUCAUUUAAAACACCUGGAACGCAGUUAGAUCGAGACUUGGAAUUUUCUGUAAAAGUGACGAAAAUGUCAGCCGAAUUGGGUUUCCGUCCUCCUCCACCAGCACCAACAUAUUGUCCAUCAAUAGGAGAAUUUAAGGACCCGUUGGCUUAUAUUGCAAAAAUCCGACCGGAAGCUGAAAAAUAUGGGAUGUGCAAGAUUAAGCCACCACCUGGUUGGCAGCCUCCAUUUGCUGUUGAUGUUGAUAACUGCAAAUUCACACCGAGAAUUCAGAGGCUUAAUGAGCUAGAGGCUCAAACCAGAAUCAAAUUAAAUUUUUUGGACAAAAUUGCAAGAUUCUGGGAAUUACAGGGAUCUUCCCUGAGAAUCCCUGUUGUUGACAAGAAAGCUUUGGACUUAUUUACACUGCACAAACUUGUUCAAGAAGAAGGUGGAAUGGAAUUAAUCACAAAAGAAAGAAGAUGGACAACUCUUGCUACAAGAAUGGGCUUAAAAACAGCCAACAAUAAAGGCAUCGGUGGUAUUCUCCGGACCCAUUAUGAAAGAGUUGUAUAUCCGUACGUUAUCUUUGAAACUGGGAAAAAUACCAAGAGAGUUAGCGUAGGAAACGAAAAAGUUAAGGUAGAAGACGCAGAUAGGGACAAAGACUAUGUUCCUCAUCACAUCCUUUCGCGGAUGGCAGUUAAACCUCCCCCUCCCACCAAAAAAUCCAGACGUAAUCGCCAUUUCACUCCUACUGAAAAAGACGAUGGAGAAACUACCGAUCGAGUUACUCGCGGACAAGUGGAUACAAAUACCGAAUUUGACCCGUUAGAAAAAUAUGUUUGUCACAAUUGUGGUCGAGGUGAUGCAGAAGAAGCCAUGUUGCUGUGCGAUGGAUGUGAUGACAGUUAUCAUACAUUUUGUCUGAAUCCACCUCUAAAUGAAAUUCCGAAAGGAGACUGGCGCUGUCCUUGUUGCGUAGCUGAAGAAGUUAGUAAACCAACAGAAGCAUUUGGUUUUGAACAGGCUACCAAAGAGUACACACUACAGACUUUUGGCGAAAUGGCCGAUAAAUUUAAGGCUGACUACUUCAAUAUGCCCGGUCACUUGGUGCCGACAUCUGUGGUGGAAAAGGAAUUCUGGCGAGUCGUUUCAUCUAUUGAUGAAGAUGUCGUUGUUGAAUACGGAGCAGACUUGCAUUCCAUGGACCAUGGAUCAGGCUUUCCAACCCUCAAUUCGAGGCAUUUGUUGUCUGGUGACGAAGAAUAUGCGACAUCUGGAUGGAAUCUUAACAAUUUACCGAACGUAGAUGGUUCAGUAUUGGGCUACAUUAACGCUGAUAUCUCUGGAAUGAAGGUUCCUUGGAUGUAUGUUGGAAUGUGUUUUUCUGCAUUUUGCUGGCACAACGAAGAUCAUUGGAGUUACUCAAUCAAUUAUUUACAUUGGGGAGAACAUAAAACUUGGUACGGAGUUCCCGGAGACGGAGCUGUAGAAUUCGAAGAAGCAAUGAAGAGUGCUGCCCCUGAAUUAUUCAAAAGCCAGCCAGAUCUUCUUCAUCAGUUGGUGACAAUCAUGAAUCCCAAUAUAUUAAUGGACGCUGGUGUUCCCAUAUACCGUAUAGAUCAAGCAGCAGGCGAGUUUAUCGUCACUUUCCCCCGCGCCUAUCACGCCGGAUUCAAUCAAGGAUACAAUUUCGCUGAAGCUGUCAACUUUACACCAUCUGACUGGCUGGACAAGGGACGAGAGUGCAUCGAAAAUUAUUCACAGUUACAUCGCUUUUGUGUGUUUUCUCACGACGAACUGGUAUGCAAGAUCGCAUCUUCAGCAUCGGAACUAAGCCUUGAGAUCGCCACCGUUGCUUACAAGGAUAUGGUGAAAAUGGUUGAAAGUGAAAAGGGGUUGCGAAAAAAUCUCCUGGCUUGGGGAGUUAAGGAUUCGGAAAGAGAAGCAUUCGAACUAUUGCCAGAUGACGAGCGCCAAUGCGAUCAUUGUAAAACAACCUGUUUCCUAUCGGCGUUGACAUGUAGCUGCGUCGAAGACAAACUUGUCUGUCUGAGGCACAUUAAACUUUUGUGCGAGUGCCCGCCCCAGAAGCACACGCUUCGCUACCGUUACACGAUGGACGAGUUGCAAGGUCUUCUCCUGAAAAUCCAAGGAAAAGUAGACAGUUUUAAUAGCUGGGCUGCGAAAUUACGUGAAGCUUUAAAAGGACAAGAAGACGAUAGAGUUGAACUAGCGGUUUUAAAAGCUCUGCUGUCGGAUGCGGAUGAACAGAAAUUCCCCGGCACCGAAUUAGUAUUGUCACUUCGGGAAGCAGUGGAAAGUGCAGAAAAAUGCACUAUGGUGGCCCAACAGCUUAUGAGUAGCAAAGUGCGUACGCGUACUCGACUCCAGGGAGAGGCAAAAUGUCGUCUAACUCUAGAGGAGUUACAGUUGUUUGUUCAACAACUUAAAAAACUUCCUUGCAAGCUACCCGAAUCCGAAGCCAUUUGUGAACUUUUCAAAAAUGUUUCCGAGUUUCAAAAAGAAGUUAGGCUUCUUCUUGAACCCAUCGAUGAAAACCAAUCUAUUCCAGACCUCGAAGUUUUGCAAAAGAGUCUCGAACGUGGAGCUACUUUUGGAAUCGAUCUACCUGAAAUUGGCCGCUUGAAACUGCGAAUUCAGCAGGCUGAAUGGAUCGAAAAGUACCGUGAUUUACUCGGGACAAAUCCAAUUUGGGAUCCCGAAGUCAUUCCUUCCGCUGAUCGCGAUGCUACUGAAGAAGACGAAGCAGAAGAGGUUUCUCUAGACUCUUUGCGUGAGCUGCUCGAACUUGGCGUCGGUCUACCUCCUCAUCCGGUGUUGGAAAAAUCUCUAGCAAAGCUACAAGGAUUGCUCGAAAUGUCAGAAAAGAUCGAAGAUAAGGCGAACAUUUUUUUGCAGGCAAAGCCUAGGCUACCACUUUCUUCUGCUGAUAUGAUCAUCAAAGAAGUGGCUUUAUUGCCAACUUACCUGCCUUCGGUCGCUGCCUUAAAGGAAGCUGCUAAGAAAGCUCGUGACUGGAACAGCCGUCUAGAGGUUUUACAGAAGUUGGAGUACAGCCCUUAUCUUGAGGCGCUUGAAAGCUUGAUGUCCAAAGCCAAACCGAUUGCGAUAAGACUGGAUUCGCUCGACGAACUCGAAAAUCAGAUCGCCGCCGCUCACGCUUGGCGCGAAAGAACUGCUAAAACAUUUUUACGAAAGAACUCAUAUUAUUCCCUGAUCGAAGUCCUUUCCCCGAAACUCGACGUAUUAGUUGCUUCACGUUUCCGACGCCGUCGACCCAAAGAAGAUCCCUUCAACCCAAUCAACGUUACUCACGUAAUCACCCUCGAGGCAGAGAAGAAGGAAGAUCCUCGACUGAUCGUUGAAGCUUUCAAAGAGAGUGAAAACAACGAAUUAACUAGCUUCAAGCGUAUCCGAGUUCAAAACAUUCAAAAAAAAGUACAUGAUGAUCAGGGCCUUGCUCAUUACUGUAUUUGCCAAGGCAAAGCCCAGGGAGGCAUGAUCGAAUGCGCACUCUGCAAAGAAUGGUUCCAUCUUUCGUGUUUAAGGGGAGCGAAGCAACAAGGUCCAGGGGCCAAAAACAAGACAAAUGGUGAAGGCAAUGCGAUUAGCGGAAUCAAAGAUGGCCGUUACCUCUGUGGCUAUUGUUGUCGUUCGAGACGGCCUCGUCUAGAAACGAUCCUCUCGUUGCUGGUGUCUUUACAAAAACUUCCUGUUCGAUUACCCGAGGGUGAAGCUCUUCAGUGUCUCACCGAGAGGGCCAUGAACUGGCAGGAUCGAGCUCGUCAGCUGCUAUCUACUGAAGAGUUAACAGCAUGUCUGUCUCAAUUAUCUACCAUGUUGCAACGUGCUACUGACGCUACUUCUCGGAAGAAAAUGGAUGGUAAGACUGGAUCAAAUGAGCUUCAAAAAUUGUCGGUGAGCGGAGAGCACCGCGAUUUCUUCAGUGGCAGCGAAGAGUCACAGGACAGCGAAUGUACGGCUAGAGACAGUAUUCCAGAAGUUGUCGAACAACCUCCAGCGCUUAGCAACUCAGAGCAUGCGUAUUCUUCUUUUUCCAGAGAUGGCUCAGGUUGUAUGACUUCUAACAAGAAGAAUGUACGCAAAUCUCCGUUAGUUCCUCGACAGCUAAACUCUUCCGUGUGGACUUCGCCAUCAAACAAUUCAUCAUCAUGUUCACAGAAUGUUCCUCUCAUAACUCUGUCCUCUCAAACUGCUGCGAAACUCGAAGAUCUCAUCCUCGAGGGUGAUUCACUCGAAGUGUCGCUCGACGAAACGAUCCAUAUAGGAAGGAUUCUUCAGGCUAUCAAGGCUCCCUCAGAACCUCCUGUGAUGGCUCUUCUGUACUCCAAAGAUGAAGAACAGGAUUGUGAAUCCAAUGGAGAUUCCUUCAGCAAAAAGAAAAUGCAAGGCAAGAAGAGAAAGUUGGAUCCGCCAGGGGAUAAACAGACGCCAAGAGGUCCCAAAGGCAACAAGAACUCGAAAACGAUGAAAGGAAAUAAGAAACCAAGAAUGAUGAAGAAAUCGGAUGGGAAGAAAAGGCAAUCAAACAAUGAAAGUGAAAACGACGAAGAUUGUGCGGCCGAUCAAUGCCUGAAGCCUGCAGGUAAGGAAGUCAUUUGGGUGCAAUGUGAUGGAGGCUGUGAAAUGUGGUUCCAUUUGAGAUGUGUCGGAUUACAAGCAAGAGACGUCAAGGCCAAUGAAGAUUAUAUUUGUCGACGAUGUGCUGUUAAAAACCCUCCUGCAGGCGAUGAUGACAUUGACAAGGAUGAGCAAAAUUAGGACAAAACUAACCGCCGCAUUAUCUUUUCACUCCUUGUCACAUUCUUCACUCUGACGUGGUAUGAUUUAUACAUAACCCCAGAACGCAUACAAAAUCUCCAACUGACCAAUGUUGUAUAAAUGUCCAUCGAGAAAAAGUAUCAUUCAAAUCUUUUCACUAUUAUAUUUUGGCCGAGGCUUGCUUUAAAAAUUAAUUAAUCACGAUUCCGCCGGGAUUCCGAUUUCGUCCGCAAAUAAGUAUUUCGUUUUAUUUUGUCUGUAUCCUUAUCUGAUCAAUGUCAGCGUAGCGACAAUUUAAGUAUAUUGUGUUUAGUCGAGAAAUUCAGUAAAUAUACUACCGUCAUUAAGAAA
Molecule: messenger RNA, 5292 nt
Organism: Daphnia pulex (common water flea)
Lineage: Eukaryota; Metazoa; Arthropoda; Branchiopoda; Diplostraca; Daphniidae
Gene: Kdm5
Product: lysine-specific demethylase lid-like
Exons: 23
Coding region: 220-4941 (1573 amino acids)
Biological process (GO): chromatin remodeling
Cellular component (GO): nucleus
Molecular function (GO): histone demethylase activity; DNA binding
Source: RefSeq, a predicted model, not a curated record